Molecule: messenger RNA, 3833 nt
Organism: Syngnathus acus (greater pipefish)
Lineage: Eukaryota; Metazoa; Chordata; Actinopteri; Syngnathiformes; Syngnathidae
Product: endophilin-A1-like
Exons: 8
Coding region: 178-1233 (351 amino acids)
Biological process (GO): synaptic vesicle uncoating
Cellular component (GO): glutamatergic synapse; presynapse; cytoplasm
Molecular function (GO): protein binding
Source: RefSeq, a predicted model, not a curated record
CCUCCUCUUCCUCCUCUUCCUCCUCCUCUCUUGUCUCUUCUGUGGACUGCAAAGCGAACGCAAGGCAGCUGCCUCGCUGCGUGCAAUCAUCCUCACGCCAAGUGCACGCCAAGUGGACGAGCUUCUCGUCCAUCGCCGCCUUUUCUUCGCAUUCGAGUCCAUUUUGGAGCCGCGGGGAUGUCCGUCGCGGGGCUGAAGAAGCAGUUCCACAAAGCCACGCAGAAAGUCAGCGAGAAGGUGGGCGGCGCCGAAGGAACCAAGCUUGACGAUGACUUUAAAGAAAUGGAGAAGAAAGUGGACGUGACCAGCCGAGCGGUCCUGGACAUCAUGACCAAAACCACCGAGUACCUGCAGCCCAACCCGGCCUCCAGGGCCAAGCUCAGCAUGAUCAACACCAUGUCGAAAAUCCGCGGCCAGGAGAAGGGACCCGGAUACCCGCAGGCCGAAUCUGUCCUCGGAGACGCCAUGUUGAAGUUUGGCCGGGAACUCGGGGAGGACUCCUGCUUCGGCCUGGCACUCAUUGACGCUGGUGAAGCCAUGAAAGAACUGGGUGAAGUGAAGGACGCUCUGGACAUGGAGGUGAAACAAAACUUCAUCGACCCACUGCAGAACCUACACGACAAAGACCUGAAAGAGAUCCAGCACCACCUGAAGAAGAUGGAGGGACGCCGUUUGGAUUUCGACUACAAGAAGAAGCGUCAGGGGAAGGUGCAGGACGAUGAGAUCAAACAAGCGCUGGAGAAGUUUGAUGAGAGCAAGGAGAUUGCAGAGCAGAGCAUGUUCAACCUUCUGGAGAGUGACAUUGAGCAGGUGAGCCAGUUGGCGGCGCUGGUCCAGGCCCAGUUGGAGUACCACAGUCGCACCGCUCAGAUCCUCCAGCAACUCUCCAGCAAGAUGGACGACAGGAUAAAGGAAGUGUCCAGUAAGCCCAGGAAAGAGUUUGUUCCAAAACCACGCAUGACCUUGGAGCUCCUGCCGCCCAGUGAGAGCCACAACGGUGGCAUCCACUCUGCUAAAUCCCCCGGAAGAUCACCAGCCCCGCUGGACCAGCCGUGCUGCCGGGCGCUCUACGACUUUGAGCCGGAGAACGAAGGCGAGCUGGGCUUCAAGGAGGGCGACGUCAUCACGCUGACCAAUCAGAUCGAUGACAACUGGUACGAGGGAAUGAUCCACGGUAACUCGGGCUUCUUCCCCAUCAACUACGUCGACAUCCUGGUGCCGCUCCCGCAUUAAGGCCCCGCCACCCACACGGCCGAUACCACGGUCCCCGUUUUAGCGUCCUCCUCGUCCUGUCUUCUUCUUCUUUUGCUGUGCUUUGCGCGACUGCGUUCACGUCGGAGAAGGCGAGGCUGCGGGACUGGAAGGGAGCGAACAAAUUACCACGAUGUUUGCCGGCUCGGCGCCUCACACCGUCGAGCGCCGCCGCUACCGAGUGGGCUCGUCCCACCAUGCGCGUGUGUGGAGCUUGUGUGUCGUCUCGUUUUGCGUCGUUCCCGUCAGGGCGCCGUCGCAUGGCUCUCGCCUCGUCUUCGUUUCCUCCUUACACCACUUUGGGCUGUUUGCAUGAGCUAGCCUCUUAAGUGGAGCAGCAAUGCAUCAUGGGAUCACAGCUGCUCAGCAAUAAGUUCAAAAAAAGGUCGGGGUGUUGGGCAGGAAUAUGCGGACACUUCCCAGUUGAGUGUUUUGUGUUGAGAGGCUGCUUGUUGACUUUUGAUGUGGCUUUUGCAUGCAGGAUGGACGACUUGAUCGAGUGAUUGGUGUUACACAUAUGUCACAAAGUCACCGUGGUGAGCUGUGAGUGAUUUUGCGGCAAAAGCAGCAGUAGUCGUGGCUUUGUUAAACAUGGCCAGUCGGUAGCUAUUCGCUGUAUUCAACCUUAGCAGCAAUGCAAACCACACAAGUGUAUAUUCCCCAUGGCGAGGCCACUGACUGGCGUCCGUGUGGUCGUCUUGUGUGCAUGCCGGUAUCCUUCAUGUCCACGAAAGGAAUCGAAAUAGUGUUCAGCCAAGCUAACGGCACUGUAUUCAAUGUCAACGGCGGUCACAAAUGGCUAAUAUGUUCACAUACUAAGCCAGUAUUUAACACAGUGGUGCGAAGGAAUAAAGUACAAAUUCUACCUUAUGGUACUUAAAUUGCUUUUUUAGGUAUCUUUAUUUUGUGGGGGGGAGUUUUGCCGUUGUGGUCUGUAACCUCACGCUUACCUGUUAGCUUGGGCUUCAGGAGCUUUUGGAUUCUUAAUUGAUUUUACAUUCCAAAGUAUUUAGUGUUAUUCGAACACUCUAUGAUGAAUAUGACAUGCUACCACCGUAGCAGCUUUGGCUAACGUCAGCUUGUUUACAGUGCGAGAGCUAGCUUAGUAAUGCUAGCGCCGUUUUGUUGGAAGAUUGACAGCGUUCUUUGUGACUACGUGAUACAAUUAGGCACUUUCAUAAUUGUGCAUGUCACUGUGGAGUGAGUUUGUUCAAAUCUCACAAGCGGUUUUAAAACUGCUCAUUUUAGUUGCUUUGUCCGACAGCUUUUUAAUUCUACCCCCUACAUUGAAAAUAGCUAUAGCAACAGACUUUGUACUUCUAAGUUUGUCAAAUAGGCGCAUUUCUUUUUUCAACCUCCACAUGAUGUCAAAGAUCAUCUGAUUAGUGAAUAAAGACAUUCUGAGAUUUUGACUGACUGAAAUCUCAGGGUGUUAUGAGGCAAAAAAAAAAAAGGUACAGCUAACACAUUGGAACGUAAACGGGAGCAUUAAACGACAAUGGCAGCAGAUUCAAAGAGGGAACUGUAAGAAUAAUUUAUGGCGAAUAUGUUGUGUCUUGUGCCUGCCGAAAAACCACCUGCUUCUGGCAAUUUAAAAUGUUAAUUUCAUUAAAAAAAACACACACACAAGAUAGGUGUAUUUUUUCAUUUGUUAUUGUCAGUUAAUUUAGCAUGUUUUGUAACUUGAUUCACAACAUUUGCAAAGCUAUGAGAACAUGUUAUGCUAGCAUAAAAGUCUAACUCGCUUUUUCGUAGCUUCAACGUCAAGCCAACGCCAUCUAGCUUUUCUCUUUUUGUACUGAAGGGACCCACUAAUGUAUGUACUUUUUUGUACUUAAGUGCAGCCGUUUUAUCACUACUUGUUUGUUUUUUUUGCAUUGUGCUUCCACAAUCGUACAGAUUGUGAGUAUUUUGGCCACCUUUGAUUUAGUAAAGCGCAAGGUGACAUUCUCAAGAACAAAUUACCUUGCAUAAAACACAACACAAACACUACAAAUAACAGCUGUGAGGGCAAUAAAAAUAUUCCAAUAAGCUACAUUUGUGGGAUGCAUGCUUUGCGUCAUGGUGGCCUGAUGCUCUGUUGUGUACCCCCUUGCCCCCCAUUUCGGAGAGCUUUUUUAUUUAAUUUUUUUGUCUUCGUCGAUGGCGACGUGUAUUUUGACCUCAGUGAGGGACCUGUGCGGCCUUCGUCGUCACGUCACGUCGUCGCGAAGAGUAAACAUACUUGAAGAUGUCCGCAGCGAAACUUUGCUCGUUGGACCAGGAUUGGUUUGAUCGUGUGACCUUGCUUUGCCUUGCGGCUGUAUAAAAUAGCCUCAUGCCUGCCUGGUGUCUUCUGCUGAGAUAUGCGUGUACCUUAUUUAUUGUAUUUAUUAUUUAUUUAUUCUCGUGUCUCUAUUUUUAAGAGCAUACACCUGUGGCGUACUUUAAAGACGCCGGGUAGAGGAGGUGUGGUCAAAGCUAGCCUGUACUAACUGUUGCUCUCCUCGUGUUGGAUGAUGAUGAUAUAUACAACCGGUAUAUGUAUAUCUUGCUUGUUGUGAGAAGACCUGCAAUGUAAUGACAAUAAAUGAUUAACACUA